UUCAUCUCUUAACUAGGUUUUUCAAUUUCUGUUCAAUCUUCCACUCUGAUUGCCAAUAAAACUUCCGCUUUUUUCCUCCUCCAGCGUCUUCUCGCUCUAUCUCUGAAACUCACGCCGCCCUUCCUCCUCCGGCGCCGCCCACUUCUCCAGGCUCCGGCACUGACUGUUGCUCCAGCCAACCAGCCCCCUGUUUCAGAGCCGUCGCAUGAAAGACUUUGUUAUUGAACCGCCUGCAUAAAUCCUCUCAAAAGAAUAAGGCUGCGCUUAUUGGAAUAUCUGAUUUCUCAAAUCAUCUCCGAACGAUUCUUCCAUUUGCUGAUGCCAAGCAUUCAAGAAUGAUGGCAAUUUUCAAUAAUCCUGUGCUGAAACUGCGGCUUCAGCAGAAACCGUUCUACUUGUAUAACACUUUUAAAAGGUUAUCAUCUUUGAAUGAUGGGACUUGUGGUGUGGAUGGUAAUGAAGGAAUUAGCAAUGACGGGAAGUGGAGAACUCCUCAUAGUAAUGGAGGAGAUGCUCAUAUGAGGAAACAUGAAGUUCUUAGGAGAGGGAUUGAGAAUGUGUAUCAUAUAUUGGAAAGUGGUCCAUGGGGACCUUCAUUGGAGAAAGCUCUCUCUUUGUGUGAUGAUAAACCUGAGCCAGACCUGGUUAUUGGAGUGUUGAGGAGGCUGAAGGAUAUCAAUCUAGCAAUUCACUACUUUAGAUGGGUGGAGAAGGCGACAAACCAAGUGAAUCUGCCAGAAACAUACCAUUCGCUUCUGAUAUUGAUAGCAAGGUGUAGGAAAUUUGAUAGAAUUGGACAUAUUUUGGAGGAAAUGAGUCUUGCUGGAUUUGGACUUUCUUUCGAGACUAGCAUGGAGUUAGUUUCUAGUUGUGUGAGGGCGCAAAGGUUGAGGGAGGCGUAUGAUCUUAUGCAAACAAUGAGAAACUUCGAAUUCCGCCCAGCAUUUUCAGCAUACACCACUCUUAUAGGGGCACUGGCUGUGGUGCGUAAGCCUGAGCACCCUAAUCUCAUGCUUUCCCUCUUUCAUCAGAUGCAGGAGUUAGGUUAUGAAGUAAGUGUGCAUCUAUUUACGACUUUAAUUCGUGUUUUCGCCCGUGAUGGUCAGGUUGAUGCUGCUCUCUCAUUGUUAGAUGAGAUGAAAAGCAACUCAUUUCAAGCAGACAUUGUUCUAUAUAAUGUGUGUAUCGACUGCUUUGGCAAGGCUGGUAAAGUUGAUAUGGCUUGGAAAUUCUUUCAUGAGAUAAAAUCCCAUGGUCUCAUUCCUGAUGAUGUGUCAUUUACCAGCAUGAUAGGAGUUCUUUGUAAAGCUAAUAGGAUGAAUGAAGCUGUUGAGCUGUUCGAACAGAUGGAGCUGAAUAGGUCUGUUCCAUGUGCAUAUGCUUAUAACACCAUGAUCAUGGGCUAUGGGUCUGCUGGAAAGUUUGAUGAAGUGUAUAAGUUGCUUGAGAGGCAAAGAAUGAAGGGAUCUAUUCCAAGUGUGAUUGCAUACAAUAGUCUUCUUACAUGCCUUGGUAGGAGAGGAAAAGUAGACGAAGCCUUAAUAGUUUAUAGUGAUAUGAGAACAGAUGCCAUGCCCAACCUCUCUACAUAUAAUAUUCUUGUUGAUAUGCUUUGUCGGGCAGGAAAACUUGAUGCAGCUUUAGCAAUACAACAAGACAUGAAGGCAUCUGGCAUGGCUCCUGAUAUAAUGACCGUCAACAUAAUGAUAGACAGAUUGUGCAAGGCGAAUAAACUUGAUGAGGCUUGUUCUGUCUUUCGCAGCAUGGAUCGUAAAGUUUGUAGUCCAAACAAAUAUACAUUUUGUUCCCUGAUAGAUGGCUUGGGCAGGCAUGGCAGAGUAGAUGAUGCAUAUAAAUUAUAUGAAGAGAUGUUGGAUUCUAACGAGGUGCCGGAUGCGAUUAUAUAUACAUCCCUAAUCAAGAACUUUUUCAAGUCUGGCAGAAAGGAGGAUGGUCAUAAGAUCUACAAGGAAAUGGUCCGACAAGGCACCUCACCAGACCUCACACUCCUUAACACUUAUAUGGAUAGUGUUUUCAAAGCUGGUGAAACAGAAAAGGGCAGAGCCCUGUUUGAGGAUAUCAAAGUGCAGUUUACCCCUGAUGCACGAAGCUACUCGAUUCUAAUAAAUGGUCUCAUAAAGGCUGGUUUUGCACGUGAGACUUACGAGAUCUUCUAUGCAAUGAAGGAACAGAGUUGUGCUCUUGACACCCUUGCUUAUAACACUGUUAUUGAUGGAUUUUGUAAAUCAGGUAAAGUUAAUAAAGCUUACCAGCUAUUGGAGGAAAUGAAGGCCAAAGGUCAUCAACCGACUGUGGUGACAUAUGGUUCUGUUAUUGAUGGGCUUGCUAAGAUUGACCGGCUUGAUGAAUCUUAUAUGCUUUUUGAAGAAGCAAAAUCAAUUGGAGUAGAACUGAAUGUAGUUGUGUAUAGCAGUCUUGUAGAUGGGUUUGGAAAGGUGGGCAGAAUAGAUGAAGCAUAUCUCAUCAUAGAGGAAAUGAUGCAGAAUAAUUUGACGCCUAACAUUCAAACAUGGAAUUGCUUGCUUGAUGCACUUGUUAAGGCAGAAGAGAUUGAUGAAGCCCUUGUCUGCUGGAAUUCUAUUAAAGACUUGAAAUGCAUACCUAACAUUGUAACAUACAGCAUUCUUAUAAAUGGUCUGUGUAAGGUUCGGAAGUUCAAUAAAGCCUUUGUGUUUUGGCAAGAGAUGCAGAAACAAGGGUUGAAACCUAAUGCAAUCACCUAUGUCACAAUGAUAUCUGGGCUUUCCAAGGCUGGUAAUGUAUUGGAGGCUGUUAAACUGUAUGAAAGAUUCAAAGAAAACGGAGGUAUACCUGAUUCGGCCUGCUAUAAUGCAGUGAUAGAAGGCUUGAGCUUAGCGAAUAAGGCAACAGAGGCAUAUCAACUAUUUGAGGAAACAAGGUUAAAAGGUUGUAAAAUACACACCAAAACCUGUGUGGUUCUUUUGGAUGCGCUUCAUAAAGCUGAAUGUCUCGAGCAAGCUGCUAUAGUGGGCGCUGUAUUAAGGGAAACAGCUAAAUCACAACAUGCUUCUAGAUCGUUUUGAUGUUGAAUUUUCCGGUGCCAGAAGUUGUGUAUCUUUUGGUGUGUUGGCUCUUCUAUUUACAAGCAUAGAAAGAUUGAAUGGAAACUUGCACAUGUUAAGUGAGUGGACAUUGAGGAAGCAAUCGACUCAAUAUCAACUAAUUUUAUGAGCACCACACAUAUUGAUCAAUUAACUUGGAUUGCAUUGCAGAUUUGUCCCUAGAGCGCUGCAGUGCAAGCUCCUUAUAUUGGUUGGUACAUUAUAAGAAGCUCCUUGCAGUUCCUUCCAACCAUUCCCGGAUACAUUCUUGAAACAAUAUGGUCGGGUGUUCCUUUCUGCAUAAACGUGUCGAAAUUCGCACGCAUCACAUAAUAUUCUUCUGGUUGUACUUGAUUUUGUCCAUCAAGUGUUUGUGGGUCCUACACGAAAUUCCUUGUGAAACUCAAGGUGAUCGAAGGAUAAGGAUAAUGAUAUUUCUCCUAGAUAGGCCUUCCAACAGUUGUAUGUAUAACUAAUGCAGCUUUUACUUUCUUCACAUGUGGUGUCCUAAACAAGAGACAAAAUGGGUCAGAACUGAGUAGGCAUUUCGCUGUAAUGCAGAUUGCGUGCCCAAAUUGCCUCCCAACAAAUUGGAUACUGUGUAAUACUGAUUACAGUACAUUUUUAUUAUACAUUUUACUACAAUUAAUUUCUCUAGGCUUGACACAA
Molecule: messenger RNA, 3752 nt
Organism: Salvia splendens (bonfire salvia)
Lineage: Eukaryota; Viridiplantae; Streptophyta; Magnoliopsida; Lamiales; Lamiaceae
Product: pentatricopeptide repeat-containing protein At3g06920-like
Exons: 3
Coding region: 336-3065 (909 amino acids)
Molecular function (GO): protein binding
Source: RefSeq, a predicted model, not a curated record